Molecule: messenger RNA, 1778 nt
Organism: Plasmodium reichenowi
Lineage: Eukaryota; Apicomplexa; Aconoidasida; Haemosporida; Plasmodiidae
Exons: 1
Source: RefSeq, a predicted model, not a curated record
CACCAAACCAAAUUGAUACUAAUUUAGAUAAGAAUAAAAGUAAUGAUAAAUUUCUAAAAAAGAAUAAAAAAAAAAAAUAUGUCCUAAGUGAUAGUAGUUAUAUAUCAGAUGAUGUUACUCUGAAUGAAAAAAAAAAUAAUUCAAAGGAGGAAGUAGACUUAACUUUAGCUAGUAUAUCAAAGAAAGAACAAAUAGAUAUUCUAGAUAUAGAUGAAAAAGAAUAUAAAUCAAGUUGCAAAAGUAAUGAUAUACAUAAAAGUCAUAACUAUGAUAAGUUUGAUGAUAUUGAUAAGAAUAGUAAAACUAUUAAUGUUAAUGAGGAUAAAGGAGAAGAAUAUGCAGAGAAGGAGGAAUUUGAUCCGGAGGAUGAAUAUGAAGAAGAUGAUUUAUAUGAAGAAGAAGUUUAUUAUAAUGAAGAAGAUGAUUUAUCUGAACAAGAAGAUGAUUAUAAUGAAGAAGAAGAUGAUUAUAAUGAAGAAGAUGAUGAUUAUAAUGAAGAAGAUGAUGAUUAUUAUGAUGAUACGGGAGAAUAUAUGGAAGAUUUUGUUGUAGAGGAUGAUAUAUUUUAUGAUGAAGAUAAUAUAAAAAAAAGAUUCAGAAAUAAGAAAAAAUCAAAUCAUCCACUUAAAUCUGAUGAAAAUGUAAAAGUAAAAUUAAUUGAAAAAAUUAAUGAUGGAUUUAUGAAUAAUCUUAUUAAAGGAGAAAUGUUAAAGGUAUACGAAUUUAUAAAGAAUGAAGAAAAGUUUAGUAAUUAUGAAUUCUUAAAAAUGAUUUGUAAAAUAAAUAAAAAGAAAUCUCAAAAUUAUUAUGAACAGUGUAUACAAAAAAUUGAAAAUAAAAUAUUAUCAAAAAGAGAUCAAUUUGAAUCACACCCAUUUCAAAAUAAUUUUAAAAAUAUUUUAAAAAAUUAUGCAAACAUAUUAAUAUUCUAUUUAGAACAUAAUAAAAUGUAUUGUUGUUGUUGUAAUAGAAAAUUAAGUUAUGCUUGUCCAGUUUUUUUUAUCAAACCAUUUUACAAUUCAACAGAUUUGUGGAAUAAUAAUUUUUAUAAUUUCAUGAAAGUAAAUAAUUUCGAAUGGUUAGGAUAUAUUUAUUUCAGUGGAACAAGUAGAAGUUCUCUUGAAAUUUUAAGUGACUAUAAACUUGAUGAAAACAAGAUGAAAAAGAUAAAAGAAUCUAACAAAUUAUUUAUAAAAAACCAAAAUGAAAAAAGAAAGAAAACAUUAUUAGGAAGUAAUAGUUCUAAUGUAAAUACAUGUACAAUAAUGAACAGUGAAGAGUAUAUAUUUAAUCAUCUAAAAGAAUUUGAAGAAAUGAAUGGAUAUAGAUAUAUUGGAAGUAUAGAUGAUAAGCGUUUAAAAAAGAGAAAAAGAAGCUUUAAAUAUAAUUAUGAUUUCCAUUCAAAAGGAGGGGAAAUAUAUAAUGAGAGUUCAUUAAAUUUGGUAAUGAAAGAUAUUUGUGAUAAAUUUUGUUAUUCAUCAGAGAAUUAUAUAGAAAAGGAUAUUUUAGUAUUACAAUUGGGUUCUUAUUGUGUUUCCACUGUAUACUAUUGGCACGUGUUUCAUCAUUAUAAAUUUUUUUUUGUGAAAUAUAUUUAUAUGAAAUUAUUUGACGUAUAUAGCAAAAAUAAAGAUAUAUUUAAAGAACCUUUAAUUUUAGCAUAUAUCCUAUCCAAAAAAUUACAUAAGCAGUUAUAUAGAGAUUUUAAAAUACUAAUGAACAUAGAUAUUUCACAAAUUCAAAAUAAAUUAAAUGAAUGUGAUUUAUUUAUAAAAUGA